AUGACUGGCUGCGAUUCUCCAGGCCUAGGCCAAAGCAUUUAUAACUGGUGUGCUGUCUUAAUUGGUUCACCUGCAGUCAUCAGUCUACAAUACAGACCUGGAUACAGUAUACAAAUUAAGAUGUCCCCAGAAAUCACAUUGAACAGAAUCUCUCCUUCACUUUCUCCUUUAAUUUCAAGUGUGGUCAGAAAUGGAAAAGUAGGACUGGAUGCAACUAACUGUUUAAGGAUUACAGAUCUGAAGUCUGGGUGUACAUCCUUGACUCUUGGACCCAGCUGUGAUCGCUUUAAACUGCAUAUUCCAUAUGCUGGAGAAACACUAAAAUGGGAUAUAAUUUUUAAUGCCCACUAUCCAGAAUUGCCACCUGACUUUAUCUUUGGAGAAGAUGCUGAAUUCCUGCCUGACCCAUCAGCUUUACAUAACCUGGCCUCCUGGAACCCUUCAAACCCUGAAUGCCUCUUGCUUGUUGUAAAAGAACUUGUGCAACAGUAUCACCAGUUCCAGUGUAGCCGACUACGUGAGAGUUCUCGCCUCAUGUUUGAGUAUCAAACAUUACUUGAAGAACCUCAAUAUGGAGAGAACAUGGAAAUUUAUGCUGGUAAAAAGAACAACUGGACUGGUGAAUUCUCAGCUCGCUUCCUUCUCAAAUUGCCAGUGGACUUCAGCAACAUCCCGGCUUACCUUCUCAAGGAUGCAAAUGAAGACCCUGGUGAAGAUGUAGCUCUUCUUUCAGUCAGCUUUGAGGAUACAGAAGCUACUCAGGUUUUUCCAAAGUUGUAUUUGUCUCCACGAAUUGAACAUGCUCUUGGAGGAUCUUCAGCCCUUCAUAUCCCUGCUUUUCCUGGUGGAGCCUGCCUCAUUGAUUAUGUGCCACAAGUAUGCCAGCUCUUAACAAACAAGGUACAGUAUGUCAUUCAGGGUUACCACAAGAGGAGAGAAUAUAUUGCAGCCUUCCUUAGUCAUUUUGGAACCGGUGUGGUAGAAUACGAUGCUGAAGGUUUCACAAAGCUCACCUUGUUGCUGAUGUGGAAAGAUUUUUGCUUCCUUGUUCACAUUGACCUACCACUAUAUUUUCCUCGGGACCAGCCAACUUUAACAUUUCAGUCUGUAUAUCACUUCACUAACAGUGGAGAGCUGUAUUCCCAGGCUCAGAAAAAUUACCCCUAUAGUCCACGAUGGGAUGGCAAUGAGAUGGCCAAAAGAGCAAAGGCAUAUUUCAAAACAUUUGUCCCUCAGUUCCAGGAAGCAGCAUUUGCCAAUGGAAAACUAUAAAGAUGGAAUGACCUUAUCUGAAGAGGAUACCAUGUGGAUUCCUAGAUUCACAUGCCUGAUUACAGACCACAAUAUGAUAUCCUGGACUUCAGUUUCUAUUGGUGUUUUUUGUUUGGUUGUGUUUUUUAUGUUUGUUUUUUAUUGGGGUCAGGGACUCUGGAGUGUGUUUUUGCAUUUAGAGAGUUCGGUCACUACACUCUGAAUUCACUCUGUACAUACAUCAUGGACUUUACCUGGCCUAAUAUCUCUUUUCUUUUGCUCAUUGUUUCUAUACAAUUAUGGUCUUUAUUUACCUGCUUGAUUAAAAUUAAAAAUGUAGCAGAUAGAUGUGAUUUUCCCCA
Messenger RNA from Pogona vitticeps (central bearded dragon), 1613 nucleotides. Lineage: Eukaryota; Metazoa; Chordata; Lepidosauria; Squamata; Agamidae. The record is from RefSeq and is a predicted model, not a curated record.